AUGUUUUUAAACGGCGUCAGAGAGAGGGCCUGACAAGCACGCAGCAGCAGAAGCACCGCUUUCGGCUCUCGAAUUGCACCCGGUCGCAAGCCGAGCCCAGAGGGAGAGUGACGGGCAAAGGGCAUCGCCGGCGAAGAUGAUCAUCCCCGUCCGCUGCUUCACCUGCGGCAAGGUGAUUGGAAACAAGUGGGAUCAGUAUCUCGAUCUCCUCCAGGCUGAUUAUCCGGAAGGAGAUGCUCUUGAUGCAUUGGGAUUGGUCAGGUAUUGCUGUAGGCGAAUGCUGAUGACUCAUGUUGACCUCAUUGAGAAGCUUUUGAACUACAACACCUUGGAGAAGUCCGAAACCAAUUGACUUGGAAUUACCGGUGAAGGUUGUUCUGCAGCAUGUGGCUUGUACUCUUGCGCUCGUGUGUGUCUGCCUAUAAAUGCUUUGGUAUCUUCUAAUUGAACGAUAUCUUGGCAACUAAUCUAUGAGAUGCCUUAGAACUUUUAGUUGAGAUAUAGAUGUGGUGUGGAUGUAUUCUGGACAGAGUUUUCAUAUGGUCUUUUGCUUUCUCCUAUUGUUCUUUGGAGUGACACUUGGUGUAUCACUUGGGUUAUUCCCCUUUUGUAUAAAUCCAGUAGACCAAAAGAUGUCCUCAUUUUGAUUUUUGUGUGGAAGCUUUAAAGUACCAAGAAGCAGAAUAUCGAGACACAAUUUGUGGCAUAAAUCAAUCAUCUAGAGAUUGCAGUCAUUA
Messenger RNA from Eucalyptus grandis, 737 nucleotides. Its product is annotated as DNA-directed RNA polymerase subunit 10-like protein. Gene Ontology annotation, molecular function: DNA binding; DNA-directed RNA polymerase activity; zinc ion binding. Lineage: Eukaryota; Viridiplantae; Streptophyta; Magnoliopsida; Myrtales; Myrtaceae. Gene Ontology annotation, cellular component: RNA polymerase II, core complex; RNA polymerase I complex; RNA polymerase III complex. The transcript is spliced from 4 exons. The coding region runs from base 137 to 352 and encodes 71 amino acids. Gene Ontology annotation, biological process: transcription by RNA polymerase I; transcription by RNA polymerase II; tRNA transcription by RNA polymerase III. The record is from RefSeq and is a predicted model, not a curated record.